Leptopilina heterotoma is the source of this 1569-nucleotide messenger RNA. It is a transcript of the gene GlcAT-P, whose product is annotated as galactosylgalactosylxylosylprotein 3-beta-glucuronosyltransferase P. Gene Ontology annotation, cellular component: Golgi membrane. The coding region runs from base 391 to 1515 and encodes 374 amino acids. Lineage: Eukaryota; Metazoa; Arthropoda; Insecta; Hymenoptera; Figitidae. The transcript has 6 exons. Gene Ontology annotation, molecular function: galactosylgalactosylxylosylprotein 3-beta-glucuronosyltransferase activity. The record is from RefSeq and is a predicted model, not a curated record. Gene Ontology annotation, biological process: carbohydrate metabolic process; chondroitin sulfate proteoglycan biosynthetic process.
AACGUAUGUAUAAUGUACAUGGGAAAUGUUCAAGUUGGACUCUAGUUGAGAUCGGUACACCAGUGUUGAAGCUACGUUAUCCCCUGUUCCAUCUUAAUAAACUCAUUCAAAACUCCCUAUGACGUGAAUAAUGCUCUUUUUCUGUGAUAAAAAUUAACCGAAAAUAGAAGCUCAUAAGCUCCGGGGGCAACUUGCGUUCAACACCAGCCUCGGAUACUUGAGCCACAAUAUAAUCAAACUCUUGGGCAAGGUUCUCUCUGUAAAACAAGAAUCAUCUUUUUUUUUCAAGAAGCUACCCACCAAACACAUACAACUAUGCCGGGCAAAGGACGUGAUCAGUUGCAUGGACACAGGCAUCGACGAAAAUUUCAUCAAAUAUAGUAUUUCGAUAUGCAGAGGAAGAUGAAUCCGUCCAUGAAGGUGGGGAUGCUGGCUUUGGUCGGAAUAUGUUUAAUAUUCUACCAGUACCAUCUUUCAAUGAGAGUAAGACUAGAUCAGGUAACAGGCUUCAAUGAAGCUGCUGCCGUCGCCGCCUCUUCACUGGACGAUUCAUCCAAUCUACAAACUGGAGAAGAGUUCGAAGCCAGAAUCACAGAGGAAAUGAUUCGUACAGUAGUAAGUACAGUGCAAAAAAAUUAUGGCCUCAGUCCUGAUUUGGCAAAACAACUAAGACAGGAAUUUGUUAAUCAGUUAUCAAUAAGUAAAAAUGGCCUCGCUAAUCAUCAAGAAACAACACCUGUUAAAAAUAUCAAUCAACCUGAGGAAUAUUUAGACCCACUUUAUAUUGUAACACCAACUUAUCGACGACCUGAACAGAUAGCUGAACUCACAAGGCUGUCACAUACUUUGAUGCUAGUUAAAAAUGUCAACUGGUUAGUUAUCGAGGAUGCAAAAGAUGCCACACCACAGGUCACUUCACUACUUAAAAGAACUGGUCUCAACUUUACUCAUUUAGUUGCCCCAAUGCCUGAUCAGUACAAGCAAAAGAAAGGAGCAAAGCCACGUGGGGUUUCUAAUCGAAAUCGAGGUCUUCAAUGGGUGCGUGCAAACGCAACAAAAGGAAUUCUCUAUUUUGCUGAUGAUGAUAAUACCUACGACAUUGCUCUUUUCGAUGAGAUAAGAAAAACAAAAAGAGUAUCAAUGUUUCCCGUGGGCCUCUGCACGAAAUACGGUUUAAGUUCGCCAAUCGUGAAAGACGGGAAAUUUCAGGGCUUUUACGAUGGUUGGAUUGCGGGACGUCGAUUUCCCGUGGACAUGGCUGGAUUUGCAGUAAAUAUUAAAUUCCUAUUGGAGAGGCCAAAAGCCACAAUGCCCUAUAAAGCUGGCUUCGAAGAAGAUGGUUUCCUUCGGAGUCUCGCGCCAUUUGAACCCAAAGAGAUAGAACUUUUAGCCGAUAAUUGCACAAAAAUACUAACGUGGCAUACGCAAACAAAGAAAAAUGAGCAUAGUGCACCGCUCGAUAUGACUCGUUAUGGCUCGACAAAUCUCGUCAAACUCAAGCAACAAAUUGUAUGAUAUCAGAAAAAGAAGAAGAAAAAAAAUAACAACAUGAUCCGAUAAAAUCAAGAA